CACGGGUCCAUCCCCAGACAGGUGGCAGAGAACCUAGUCCAGCGCGAUGGAGAUUUCCUGGUCCGUGAUUCGCUAUCCAGUCCAGGCUGCUACGUUCUGACCAGCCAGUGGCGUAAUACCGCUCAGCACUUUAAAAUCAAUAAAAAGGUGGUCAUGUUGAACGAGGCCUACUCUAGAGUGCAAUACAGUGUUGAGAGGGAGGGCUUUGACAGCGUGCCCGCCCUCAUACGAUACUAUGUGGGCAACAGGAAGCCCGUCUCCCAGGUGGUGGGAGCCAUUGUUUUCCAACCAAUCAACAGAGGGCUGCCACUGCGCUGCCUGGAAGAGAAGUACGGAUUGGCCACCAACCCGCAGGAGGCGAGGCUCACCCUGCCUGAGAAGCGGAGUCAGAAGCGCUUAAGCCUCAACAUCACCAAUGGGCAAGCGCAAGACCACGUGCAUGGCGUGCACGACAACUCACAUACACAGUGCAAUGGCAUGGGUCGAGGGAACCAGCUCAGGUUGAAGGACAGGUGUGGCAGCCAACCAGCAAGCCUCAACCAGGUUCAGGAGCGCCGAGGCCCCCUCAAAACGCACCAAUCAGAAAGCUUCCUGCCACUAGGUUGUAGACCUCCGGCCCCACCCUCAGACCCACUCCUUGCCAGCUCCAACUCCAAGAUGCCGGUCUUCCGCACGGGCAGCGAACCGGUCCUGAGCCCCUCUGUGCAGCGGAGAACCGCAGAACCUCUUGCAGGCCAGACCAUCCGGGGCUCGGACAGCCAGUUGUGCCCCAGACCACCGCCAAAGCCCAGCAAGGUCCCCUCUCUGAGGCAGGCUCGGGGCCCCUGCCUUCUGCCCCCAGCUGGACUCUCCCCCAGCACCCCCAGGGAACACUCUCCUGGCCUCUCCAGUGUCGCGGCUGCAUGCCCUCUGGAGGCGACAUGCUCCAAGGUACCACCUGUGCCCCCAGUCAAGCCCCUCAAGCUACAGUCCAGGCUGUACCUCAAAGCGCAUGACCCCCAGGACCCCCCCUCCGCCGGGGUGAGGGCAGAGACGGGAUCGACCGAGCGACCCGACGACUCUCCGCGAUGGGAGGGGCUAGCGCCAUCUGACCACGCUCACGGGGCUCACUACAGCUACGUGGAGCGGCUGAGGCAGGAGGGCGACGGGACGACGGGGCGGGGAGAAGGAGGAGAUGGAGGAGAAGGGGAGGACUGUGGCAGCGAGGGGGGGCUGGCGGGGCCGGGGAGGUGCAUGGACAGGAGCUCCUACCACAACGCCAUCGCGGCGCUUGAGAGCACCAGCGAAGAGGACGACGAGGGGAGGGGCAAGAGCCGAGGGGAGGGUCUGGCAUGCAUCGGGGACGGCAGUGAGGAGGAGGGGAGCGGGAGGAAGAGGAGGAGGGCCAGAGGGAAGGGUGGCUUUCAGCGCCCCCUGGUGGAGACAGCGUCGACGUUCCAACCAUCUGAGUUCUGCUCCCGCCUGCUGCCGGCGGAGAACAAGCCCCUGGAGAUGGUGGUGCUGAGGAGGUCCAAGGAGCUGGUGCUCAGACACGACCACCGCAGCAUCGCCCGUCACAUGCUGGCGGCCGACUGCCAGGUUGCUCGGAUACUGGACGUGUCGUCAGAGGUUGAAGGCCAAAUGGGCGUGGCCUCAGGUCUGGAACUGGUGACCCUGCCACAUGGUCAGCAACUGCGGCUGGACCUGAUGGAGAGACACCAUACUUUGGCGAUUGGCGUGGCCGUGGAUAUUCUGGGAUGUACGGGCAGCGUUGAGGAGCGGGCAUCCACUCUGAACCGCAUCAUCCAGGUGUCCCUGGAGCUGAAGGACUCGGUAGGAGACCUGUACGCCUUCACUGCCUUGAUGAAGGCCCUGGACCUGCCCCAGAUCAGCCGCUUGGAGCACACAUGGACCGCUCUGAGGAGGAGCUACACGCAGACCGCCAUCACCUACGAGAAGAGCCUCAAACCAUUCUACCAGAGCCUCUACGAGGGCACAGCCUCCCUGCCGCCGGUGGUGAGCGUGCCCGUCCUCCUGCCCCUCCUCACCCUGAUGGAGCGUCCGGCCGUCUCCCCCGAGGGGCUGGAGCUCUGGGAGACCAGUGACCAGGGCUGUGACAUCAUGCUGCGCCACCUGGAGGCCGCACGGGGCAUGGCGCACCACGCGCACAGAUACACGCAACACGCACUGAGGGCGCUGGAAGGGUUCCAGUGCGACGAGGACCUUCUCGAAGUGUUCAAGACAGACUUUCAGCAACGGUUGCUAUGGGGAAGUCGGGGUGCCACUGUAAACCAAUCAGAUCGCUACAGCAAGUUCACUCUCAUCCUCACUGCAUUGUCAAGGAAACUGGAGCCACCGCCCACAACACACACCCAGAUCUGAGUAGUGGGAAAUGAAGUUAUAAGCGGAAACAUACACACACUUUGUAUUAUGUUUGUAAAUGUACUAUCACUAGCACUUUGGAAAUAUUAGAGCAUCAAUUUUUUAAGUUUUAUUAAUGACACAAAGUUACAGAGUGAAGCGUAUUUUUUAGCUAGCAGGUUUAGCUUGAACGCUUGCUAUUACCAUGUACAUUGGAGAAAAAGGUUCCAUCGGCUCCCCCAGUUGACUUUGAUGGAAGCAUCAACACUAACUAUCACCACUAGUCCCAUGGUUGAGUCCACACAUCGCAGUAAAUAUGAUUUAUUGAAUAUUGUUUCUUGACAGGUUAAAGGUAAAAGUAAUGAAGGUGUCGUAAUGAUACAAGAUGUAUGUAUGAUUAUGUAGUAGAAGGCUUAUGCAAGGUGUGUAUGUAUGUAUGUAUGUAUGUAUGUAUGUAUGUAUGUAUUAGUAUGUGUAUUUGUUUGUGUGUCUGUAUGUCUGUAUACAGUUGAUCGAUCACUGCUAAUGUGUUGAGAUUUACCUACUGUUGUUAUAUGAUAAAAUACAGUAUGGAUGGAGACCGGUUCUCUUCAGUAUUGCCAGGCGAUACACACUCACUGAUGACCUGGCUAUGUACCGUUUAGUCUUUUAUUUUAAUUGUUUUCUUACAUGUAAGUUAAAUUGACUCAAAAUUGUUGGCUAAUUUAAAAUAAACUAUAUAAUUAUAUAUAUUUAAUGACUGAGGUACCGGUUAAAAGCUAAAUUCAAUGACAAGCGACAACAGUUUGUUACAUUGAAGAUAUAUGUUAUGAUUAUAUCUUUGUUUUAGAGCUUCAAAGAACCAAUAUUUUAAUUGCUGAUUAGUUAAUUGAUUAUCUUAAACAUUCAUAAUUGAGUCUUUACAAUGUCGGUAAAUGCUCGUCCCAAGAGUUGUCUUAAAUUAACUUGCUUUAUCUGAUAAGCCGCUAAGAGAAAGUAUUUUACAAUUUUAAAAAGGGAAAGCAACAAAAUAUUUACAUGUCUAAAGCUAGACGCUAAAGCUUAUCAAUACAUUUUCUGUUGAUACAAAAUAAUAUUUAAUUGAUUUAGCAUUAAUAUCACAAAGUUUCAAUUAGGUUUUGAGGCCUUUGUCUGAAUCUCAUUUGAGACUCAAAAGUUCUUUGUGUCCCACAAAUCAGACUUUAGAUUACUGAUCUGAUAGGCUAUUUUUAUAUUUUACUAAUCUAAAUCUGAUCACUUUCUUUCACCUUCAUAUUUGUUUCAACCAAUCAUCUUGCUGGAAGCUUGGAUUUGCAAGCGUGUGAUUGUCUAUUAAUAGUGACACAAACUCAGCCAACACUGGUUAACACCAAGAUAGUGUCUGUGAAGGAUUCAAAUCAAUACCGUGAAGACUGGCCACUUAAAUAAUACACUAAUUAAGAUCCCCUUAUUUUAAAGUGUGUUAUUCUACCUUUGCUAGUGCAAAAUGUUCAUUGUCGCAAUGCAAUUAUGCAAUAACCCUAACAUUAUCAGGUUUUUUAACCAUCAUGCCAUUGGGUGUCCAUUUAAACUGGCAGAAAACACACAUUGGGCUAUAUAUAUAAUAGGUUAUAUAUAAAAAGGCAAUAUUUUUAAAAAGGAAACAUUUUCCACUAUUACAUGAAUGAAUAUGUAGGAUGGAAAUGAGACCAUUUAUACAGUGAAUGUGUUGGUUCUGACUAACUUGUGUGAGUCUGUUACACACAUGUGCAAUAGGCGAAAGGUGUACAUUUUUUAUGCAUGUGUAUACUAGACUGUAAUAUAUUUUUCUCUAAGAAGUUUACUGUAAAGAAAUAAAAGGAUUAUGGAUUUGAA
Messenger RNA from Gadus macrocephalus (Pacific cod), 4173 nucleotides. It is a transcript of the gene bcar3, whose product is annotated as BCAR3 adaptor protein, NSP family member. The record is from RefSeq and is a predicted model, not a curated record. The annotation marks the transcript as partial. Gene Ontology annotation, molecular function: phosphotyrosine residue binding; guanyl-nucleotide exchange factor activity. Gene Ontology annotation, biological process: small GTPase-mediated signal transduction; positive regulation of peptidyl-serine phosphorylation. The transcript is spliced from 13 exons. Lineage: Eukaryota; Metazoa; Chordata; Actinopteri; Gadiformes; Gadidae.